This is a messenger RNA of Camelus dromedarius (Arabian camel), 1274 nucleotides long. RefSeq names its product TRIO and F-actin binding protein (gene TRIOBP). Gene Ontology annotation, cellular component: actin cytoskeleton. Gene Ontology annotation, biological process: positive regulation of substrate adhesion-dependent cell spreading. Lineage: Eukaryota; Metazoa; Chordata; Mammalia; Artiodactyla; Camelidae. Gene Ontology annotation, molecular function: actin filament binding. The record is from RefSeq and is a predicted model, not a curated record.
AUCAGACAUGGAAGCGCUGAAGCGGGAGCUGCAGGUGCUGUCAGAACAGUACUCGCAGAAGUGCCUGGAGAUCGGGGCCCUGACGCGGCAGGCCGAGGAGCGUGAGCACACGCUGCGGCGCUGCCAGCAGGAGGGCCAGGAGCUGCUGCGCCACAACCAGGAGCUGCACGCCCGCUUGUCUGAGGAGAUUGAUCGGCUGCGUGGCUUCAUCGCCUCCCAGGGCUCCAGCAGUGGCUGCGGGCGCAGCAGUGAGCGGAGCUCCUGUGAGCUGGAGGUGCUGCUGCGAGUGAAGGAGAAUGAACUUCAGUACCUGAAGAAGGAGGUGCAGUGCCUCCGCGAUGAGCUCCAGAUGAUGCAGAAGGACAAGCGCUUCACCUCGGGAAAGUACCAGGAUGUGUAUGUGGAGCUGAAUCACAUCAAGACGCGGUCAGAGCGGGAGAUUGAGCAGCUGAAGGAGCACCUGCGCCUCGCCAUGGCUGCCCUGCAGGAGAAGGAGGCCGUGCGCAACAGCCUGGCCGAGUAGAGGUGGCCGCCGUGGGGUCCUGGUGGUCCAGCCUCACUGCAGACCCUGCAGCCCAAGGGGACCAGUCGCCCUCCUUCCCUGCUGGAUGGACGUCAGAAGCCAAGCUUUCUCCCCACCCUCUGUGGGCCGCAUGUGCACUCACAUCCACCACACACAUGCACUCACAGGCACACACACACAUAAGUACACAUGCACAUGGGCACACACACACACACACACAUACACACACACACUGUCUGCGUAUCUGAGCGUGCCCCUCGCACUGGGUCUUACCUUGCACCUUCUUCAGGAUUUUAUAUGUGAAGAGAUUUUUAUAUAGAUUUUUUCCUUUUUUUUCCCCUAAAACACUUUAUACUUUUUAAAAAGCAAUUCCUGGUGGCAUGUGCCUCCAGCACUGGCUCCCCCUCUGCCUCCAGCCGCCUGCGACUCGUGGGCUUCUGGACCCGUAGCCCCGGCCUGGGUCCAGCGGAAGCCCAACAGCAGCAGCGCCAUGGCAGGGCUGGCUCUGGGGGGAGAGGCAGGGAGCCAGCCACCCUCUUCCCGCCCUACCUCCCACUAACUACUUCCUGCCCUGGGGGGACCUGCUCCCUGGGACUCUGGUCAGAGGGACAGAUGGACAGAGGGAGCCGGCAGCUGUCCCCAUGGCCCCCUCCUCUGAGAGGGUGCUGGGCUUGGAUCUGCUGGAGCCGCCCCAUGCAGGCAUUUCUCUCCUGCUCCAUGAGCCUUCUUAACUUAAUAAAAUGUUCCGGCA